Molecule: messenger RNA, 3059 nt
Organism: Punica granatum (pomegranate)
Lineage: Eukaryota; Viridiplantae; Streptophyta; Magnoliopsida; Myrtales; Lythraceae
Source: RefSeq, a predicted model, not a curated record
CAUGCAGAGCAGACAUGAACAGAGGAAAGAGAUGGAAGGGGCAAGAAGUCAAAGGAUGCAGAAGAGUGAAGAACCUCGGCAGGAAAAUUCAGAGUCUACAAUGCCCUCAAACUACCAUUAGGGCCACUGUCCACACUUUCAAAAUUCCUUCUUUCUAUCUCUCUCUGUCUCUUCCCCACUACCUCACAUGGCAGUCAAGAAGCUGUCUUCUUGUGGGCUGCUCUGUAAAUUCCAUGGAGAAGAGGUUAAGGUGUGAGGAGAGGGGUGGGAUUGGGAAAGGAAAAGUGGAUCUUCUUCUUCUUCUUGUUCUUCCUCCUCCUUCCUACCUUCUUCUUCUUCUUCUCCUCCUCCUCUUCUAGGCAGACAUGUGAGGAGGGGACUUUGAGUGACUUUCUUACUUGGUCCAUUUUGUUAGGAAAAAACAUGCCCUCCAUGUGCCUCUCUCAUCAUUAGCCCCUCCUCUAUCAGAUUCAGGUUCUCAAUUCAAAUCAACAAAAGGAGAUUAAAUAUAAAAUUGCAAUCACGAAUCGCUCAUUUUCUUCCAGAAUUCUCGAAAACAAUAAAAAAUUUUAUGCAUGCUCGCCGUCGGUUUCCAAUAUUUCUUAGCUAAAGUGCGUACCCCGACUCCCCCGUUACAUGUUUUACUGAUGCAAUAUAUGAUGUCUGACGACUCUGACCCCUGAUUUACUUUCUGAAUCCUGAUGACAAAAAUAUUUAGUGGUUAAAGGUGAUCUAAGAGCAAGAAACAGACAUUCAUUCAUGGCUGAGAUCUUGAAGAAUCCAGUUGGUAGUUGAGUGCACGAAUAUAUAUAAAUUUCAUAAAGGAAAAAGAGGAAAGCCCAUUCUUCUUCUUCCUCAAUUAGAAUAGAGGGAAGCUUCAAACUAUCUGUCAAGCAGAGCGGUGUUCUCUGUUAUGAUAUAAAACCUAAUAAAAGAAAAACCUACCCAUUUUCCUCUUUCUUUUUUUUUCUCCCCCUCCUCUUUUUUGGCAUUAAUAAAUCCUUCUCGGGAGACGCUUUUAUCUCCACAGGUCUCAAGAGGGCCCUCCCCCUAAGUAUAAUAGACUGCACAACCCCUUCCCCAUCUCUAUAUACCAAUGUCGUGUUAUCGUAUCGUGUCUGAUUCCUUAUUGAAGUCGGUUGAUGAACCUCGGCCAUUUCGUGGUUGGAAAUCUAAUCGGAUUUCUUGUCAAAUGGUUCUGUGCUGUUUCGGUUCCGUGGUAAUAGUUGCCAGGUCUUGUUAUCGUGGCCAUGGUCAUAUGGGAGGGAAUUUGGCAGUCAGUCUAUACUCUGUCUGUCUCAACCACCUCUAGAGGAGGGGAGAGGGAGGGCUACAGAAGGCCUAUAUAUACUUGUACUUUGUGACAUAAAACCAGACAAAGCCCCAUAACAUUUACAGCUCCCCCUCUCGAAGUCCCUCUCUUUCCCCUUUCUGUCUCUGUAAACAGUUGAGGGGGUUUAGUUAGGAGGGAGAGAGCAAGCCAAGCAACCACAUCAUCAAUGGCUGUCUAUGUUCUGGUUCUUGUGGCACUCAUCCUCUGCUUGCUCUGCCUCUCCACUGCUCUUCUCAAAUGGAACGAGGUCCGGUACCGGAAGAAGGGCCUGCCCCCCGGUACGAUGGGCUGGCCCGUCUUCGGAGAGACCACCGAGUUCCUCAAACAAGGCCCCAACUUCAUGAAGAACCAGAGAGCAAGGUAUGGGAGCUUCUUCAAGUCCCACAUACUGGGGUGCCCGACAAUCGUGUCGAUGGAUCCCGACAUAAACCGAUAUGUACUGAUGAACGAGGCAAAAGGGCUCGUCCCAGGUUAUCCGCAGUCGAUGCUCGACAUACUGGGGAAAUGCAACAUUGCAGCAGUCCAUGGCUCCACCCACAGGUACAUGAGGGGCGCCCUGCUCUCACUAGUGAGCUCCACCAUGAUCAGAGAUCAGCUCUUGCCCAAAAUCGACCACUUCCUGAGAUCUCACCUCAGCAACUGGGACAGCUCCACCAUUGACAUCCAAGAAAAGACCAAAGAGAUGGCACUCCUUUCAUCUCUGAAGCAGAUUGCUGGGAUCGAAUCGGGCCCCAUGUCGGAAGAGUUCAUGCCCGAAUUCUUCAAGCUCGUCCUCGGGACUCUUUCACUGCCUAUAGACCUUCCCGGGACAAACUACCGACGCGGGCUUCAGGCGAGGAAGAACAUCAUAAGCAUGCUGAGGAAGCUGAUAGAGGAGAGGAAGGCUUCCAUGGAAACUCAUGACCAUAGGGACAUGCUUAGCAGUCUGAUGAGAAGUGACGAGAACAGGCAGAAACUGACAGAUGAGGAGAUAAUUGACCAAAUAAUCACCAUACUGUAUUCUGGGUAUGAGACUGUCUCCACCACUUCUAUGAUGGCUGUCAAGUACCUUCAUGACCACCCAAAAGUCCUCCAACAGUUAAGAGAAGAGCACUUGGAGAUCAGAGGAAGGAAAAGGCCGGAGGAUCCCAUUGAGUGGGACGACUUUAAGUCGAUGAGCUUUACUCGUGCGGUGAUAUAUGAGACUUCAAGAUUGGCUACUAUCGUGAAUGGGGUUCUUAGGAAGACCACUCAAGAUAUGGAACUUAACGGAUUCGUAAUUCCGAAAGGAUGGAGAAUAUACAUUUACACGAGAGAGAUGAACUACAACCCGUACUUGUACCCGGAUCCAUUGGUAUUCAAUCCAUGGCGAUGGCUGGAUAAGAGCCAGGAGUCCAUAAACAACAACUUGAUGUUUGGGGGAGGAACAAGGCAGUGCCCCGGGAAGGAGCUUGGGGUUGCCGAAAUCUCGACAUUUCUUCAUUACUUUGUAAUUAGAUACAGAUGGGAAGAAGUUGGAGGGGAUAAGCUAAUGAAGUUUCCAAGAGUGGAGGCACCAUAUGGGCUCCACAUCAGGGUUCAAAAUCUUUACUAACUGAGACUAAUUAUGUAUUAUUGUACAGUGAGAGAGAUUGUAUGAAAGAGGAAGAGGUGGAAUCAUAGUUUUUGUACAAAUAAUAAUUUUUGGUAGAAUAUAUUAGGCAAUUAUUCUUAAUGGAAUCAAACAUCCCCCCUUUGAGCUGGAGCA